CUGCCUGCCUGAGUCACGUGUCGGGGGGGAAGCGGGAAGGCGUCGUCCUCCUUUCCUAGCCCCCCCAUCCGCCAUGUUUUCAGGCCGGGUCUGGCUCGGUCUUCCCCCGUAAGGAAAUGGCCGGGGAGCUCCAGGGAACCCAGGCGCCGUUGCUUCGGCGGAGCCUGGGCUAACGAGGCAGGGCAGCGGGAAAACCCGAGCACUUCUGCGCGGGGAGGGAGGCCAUGGCGUCCAGCAGUAACUGGCUGUCCGGGGUGAAUGUCGUGCUGGUGAUGGCCUACGGGAGCCUGGUAUUUGUACUACUGUUUAUUUUUGUGAAGAGGCAAAUCAUGCGCUUUGCAAUGAAAUCUAGAAGGGGACCCCAUGUCCCUGUGGGACACAAUGCCCCCAAGGACUUGAAAGAGGAGAUUGAUAUUCGACUAUCCAGGGUUCAGGAUAUCAAGUAUGAACCUCAGCUCCUUGCAGAUGACGAUGCAAGACUGCUACAACUGGAAACUCAGGGAAGUCAAAGUUGCUACAACUAUCUGUAUAGGAUGAAAGCUCUGGAUGCUAUCCGUGCUUCUGAGAUCCCAUUUCAUGCUGAAGGCAGGCACCCCUGUUCCUUAAUGGGCAAGAAUUUCCGCUCCUACUUGCUAGAUCUUCGAAACACUAGUACUCCUUUCAAGGGUGUGCGGAAGGCCCUUAUCGAUACCCUGCUGGAUGGCUACGAGACAGCCCGCUACGGGACAGGGGUGUUUGGCCAGAGUGAGUACCUGCGCUAUCAAGAGGCCCUGAGUGAGCUGGCCACUGUGGUCAAAGCACGAGUUGGGAGCUCUCAGCGACAGCACCAGUCAGCAGCCAAAGACCUAACUCAGUCCCCUGAAGUCUCCCCAACUACUAUCCAGGUGACAUACCUUCCCUCCAGUCAGAAGAGUAAACGUGCCAAGCAUUUCCUCGAAUUGAAGAGCUUUAAGGAUAACUAUAACACAUUGGAGAGCACUCUGUGAUGGAGCUGAAGGACUCUCGCUGCAGACUGAGCCAGACAUCUGUGGUGUCUACUGGGCAGCCCUCAGGAAAUCUGGCUCAGCAGGCCCAGGCUGUUUUAGCCAAAGCUCCUGCUGUGUCCAGGGUUCUUAGAGCUUGUGUCUGAAAGGUCAUUCCCCAACUUUUUCUUACAGGCAUUUUCAGAAUAUCAGAUAAGAUUUUAUUUUCCCCUCAGUAGAAUUUUUUUUUUCUUCUGUGUUUGAAUUCAGAUGUCAUUCUUAUUUCUGUCACAAGUUUUCUUAAAAAUCUUCACUUGUUUUUGGCCAUAGUCCACCUAUUUAAUCCCAAAGGUGAAAAGUAAGGUAUCUUCCAUGUCUGUCCCAUUGUUCUCAAUUGAGUGGGAACUGCUUGGUUUUAGGGUGUCUUGGAGUUGUUUAGUGGAAGAGGUGGGCAGGAUCAGGGGUGGGGUGAGGAAGUGUGUGGUAUGUGUAACAACUUACCCUGAAACUCCAUUUAAAUCAGGAUGUGUUGAAACAUUAACACAACUUUCCUCGUGUGCACUGAUCUGCCUUUCCACCUUCAUUCAACCCUCUUUAUAAAUAAAUGAACAAAAGGGAAUGUUCUGACACCUGGAAUAAUCUAUGCCGAGAUACAAGAUGAUAUGGAGGAAUGGUUUCCCCUAAUAAGGCAGUGUACUGGUAUGGUUUUAUGGAUUAGUUAUUUAAUAAAAUGAACCAUUAAAAAACAGAA
This is a messenger RNA of Marmota flaviventris (yellow-bellied marmot), 1713 nucleotides long. RefSeq names its product chromosome 10 C1orf43 homolog (gene Ltap1). NCBI's taxonomy places the organism in Eukaryota, Metazoa, Chordata, Mammalia, Rodentia, Sciuridae. Gene Ontology annotation, biological process: phagocytosis. The record is from RefSeq and is a predicted model, not a curated record.